Molecule: messenger RNA, 3656 nt
Organism: Oldenlandia corymbosa var. corymbosa
Lineage: Eukaryota; Viridiplantae; Streptophyta; Magnoliopsida; Gentianales; Rubiaceae
Source: the annotation of a GenBank genome assembly
CAAGCGGACCCAACAGAGAAAAAAAAUAAAAAAUCAGAUACAAUUUCCGUCCAAAGCUUAACAGAUUCCACAUGGCAAGACCAUUAACCACGUGUACAGACGCACCCCAGAAGCCUCACUUCUGACUUUUCUUCGCCAAGUUUGCUUCGAUUUUCGUCCUUUGUUUGCCCAGAUCUCUCACCUUCAGUUUUAUUCGUGCUUUCUGUCGUCAGUUUCGGACGCUGAUCCAAUUGAAGUUAUUCGCGCACAUUUUUGCCAUCUAUCUAGAUCUGGCGUUUGUUUGAGGAUAGAACUGCCGGAAUUAUUAUAUAAUCAUGUCGGAAGCAGGUCAUCAUCCGGCUCUGAAAGCUGUGAGCCUGACUCAUGUCCGAUAUCAAAAGGGCGAUCGAUUGGGUUGUUUUCUGGCAUGGGUUUCAUUAAUCCCUGUUUUCAUCAGCCUUGGCGGAUUCGUUUCUCACUUCAUGUUCCGCCGGGAGCUCCAAGGUAUGUUCUUCGCUUUAGGCCUUUUGAUUUCCCAAUUCGUUAACGAAGUCAUCAAGACUUCCGUCCAGCAAGCCCGGCCCGAAACCUGUGCCCUCCUCGAAAUUUGCGAUUCCCACGGAUGGCCCUCUAGCCAUUCCCAGUACAUGUUCUUCUUCGCUGUCUAUUUCACUCUUUUGACCCACAAGCGAAUUGGGAUCAUACUGAGGAAUCAAAUGGUGGUUGUGAUUCUCUUGAUUUGGCCUCUGGCGAUCUUGACUAUGUAUUCCAGGGUGUAUUUGGGGUAUCAUACGGUUGCCCAGGUCUUUGCUGGGGCUGCACUCGGAGCUUUACUUGGUGGCUUGUGGUUUUAUGUGGUGAAUUCGGGCCUUAGAAGUUUCUUUCCAAUAAUUGAGGAGAGCCCAUUCGGGAGGUUCUUCUACGUGAAGGAUACUUCGCAUAUACCCAAUGUAUUGAAAUUUGAGUAUGAAAAUGCGAGGGCCGCCAGGAAGCAUGCUUCUUACAAGCGUGCUGAUUGAUUGUGGACUUUAUGCAACUGAUGUGGGGUAUUCGUUGCUCGACGAGGUUAUAGAAACACAAUACUAGCUAUACGUCUUUGCCGAUGUUUAUUUGAGGCUUAUUGGAGGACUCUUGACAGAGCACAAAGGAGGGCUCUUGGCUGAGCAUCCUUCUGAAAAUUCUGUUUUUUGUUUAGUUCAGUUGGAAGGCAUCGGAGGAGUGAUUGUAAUAGAUGAUGAUGUGCAAUGUACAAUACGUGGAGCUCAUCACUGAUGAUUAGUCUUUACAUUUUACAAUGAUCUCUUUCCUGUCUCUGUCAUUAUUUGUGCAGAUCAGGUUUGUGUUCAUUCUGGUAGGAGACAUUAUUGAUGAAGGAUUUAGGCCUGUGAAUUUUAUUUAUUUAUUUUUUCGUUGGUUAAAAGUUGUUAAAGUUCAGGGGGAAAUCUCAAAAUGCUGCGCAAAACACCAAUGGCUUGAUGAGUGACAUAGAAUAGCUUGCAUUGUAUCUGCUAAUUACCAGACUCUGUGAUACCAGGGUUACAAAGAGCACAAACAGGUUCAAUUCAAUAUGUUCCAUACAAAUCGUUGGCUACAUGAAGCUGCUGUAUUUUACUAUGUUUGGCCAAAACAAGUACUAUUUAAAGCUUCCCGGAAGAGAAUACCCCCUUGUUUUUGGCAAAUUUAUAAGAUUACUACAGGUCUAAAGCAAUGCAGGAACUUUGUUCCAAAUAACUUUGAAUCUCAACAUGUCCUGGCUGAGUCAUGCAAGUUCAGGAACAUAUAAUAACUGCACGGUAUCAUUUCCAUCUCCCAACACAAAAAAUCUCUUCUGCCCAAGGAUGCCCGUCAACAAAUUAAUAGAAGUCAACUUCAUCCCUCACUUAUUGAGCUACAACCUGGUAACUUCUUCGACCCAGUAAACUUCUCUGCAUCUCUAAGCUGUGCAACGUCUUGCCAUCUUUUAGCAGCCUUGUAUAUGUUUCCCAGCAUCACAUAGUACGUCUGAUUAUUUGGUUCAAUCUGGAUAAGGUUUUGAAGCGCUAGCUCAGCAACCUUGACAUUUUUGUGCACCCUAGCAGCGCCAAGUAGUUCAUAUUACAGCAUCUGCAUUUAUAGGCAUUUUAUUCACAAAAUCCACAGCUUGCUCAAGAAGUCCAGCACGACCAAGAAGAUCCACAAUACAACCAUAAUGCUCAACAUGAGGCACAAUUGCAUGUUCAUCAAUCAUUGAUUGAAAAUAAGAGAAUCCAUCAUCAACUAACCCCGUACGAGCACAAGCACAUAAGACGCCUACGUAUGUAAUUCCAUCUGGUUUUUCUCCAGCGACUUUCAUCUCCCUAUACAGUUUUAAGGCAUCAGCUCCAUGACCAUGUACUGCUAAGCCAUUAAUAAUAGUGUUCCAGGAAAUCGAAUCCUUUCAACCCACGUCUCUAAAAACAUUCAUUGCACUUUCAAUCAAGCCGCACUUUGCAUAUAAUUCUAUUAAACCAUUACAAACGAAAAUAUUAUCCUUGCAUCCAAUUCUGUCAGCAUAUGCAUGAACCCAUUUGCCCAAAUCAAGUGCGCAUAACCUUGAGCGUGCCAUGAGCACAUACAGUAGCGUGACAUAAUUAGGCGGCACAUCAGAUUCAUUACGGGCAUAUCUGCUCGAAUUGUUUUUCACACCCUUCAAUACUCCAUUGUUGGCAUACCCGUUUAACUAAGUGUUCCAAGAUAUCAAGUCCUUAUUCGGCAUCACAUCAAAAAGCUUUUUAGCCUCCUUCAUAUCCCCAUGCUCAAUAUAUCCUAUCACCAUGGUAUUCCACAAUAUAAUAUCUAGCUCUGGCACCAAAUCAAAGAGCCGUCUUGCUAAAUCUAAUUCACCAUUCCUUAGAAAGCCAUUUAUCUUGGAAGUCCACAUUACAACAUCCUUUACAACCAUCUCAUCAAACACUCUGUAGGAACAAUGAACUUUUUGUGCACUCGAGUACACAUCAACCAAAGUUGAAGCCACAAAGGUAUUUGACUCAAAUUCAACUUUCAAGACCAAAGAAUGUACCUCCUCGCAUUCUUUUAAAGCCUUCAACUUUACACAGGCUUUGAGCACCAACGAAAAUGUGUAACACCUAGGCAGUAUAUCUUGUCCCCUCAUAUUCUUAAACAGCAAUAAUACAUCCUGAUACAUGUCAUUUUGUAGAUACCCCUUAAACAUGGCAUCAUAAACAGACGCAUUUCUGUACCUAAUUUGAUCGAACACUUUGUGGGCAUACCCAAUCUGGUUGAAACUAAAACAUUUAGAGAGGAAAGUUGGGACUACAUAUUGGCUGGUAGGGUCAAGGCCGAGAGUUAUGAUAUGGGAAUGGAUUUGUUUGAGAUGAUUGGCGGAACUACAUGAGUUCAAGAGCGCCAAAACAUUAUGUUCGAGGAGUAUGUGGGCGGUCUGGAGGAGAAGUUCAGAGCAAGUUUAGCUAUUUUUGCUAGGCUCAGCGUCCAGGUUGGUUGCCCGCGGUAAGCAUCAAAUGCUAGUAAAGCUAAGAGCCUAAUAAGGGCCGGACCCAGUUACCGAACACUGCGGCUGGCCGCUGAAGAUAGUCGGAAUCGGCCGCCAGAGGUGGGAGGCAUCAGGAUCAGGCGGGGGAGGCUGGAGGAGUGUACUUGACCGUUAACUUUUUUGCUGUCUGGCUCGGAUAAAAUUAUUU